AUGACCAAGGUAAGAAGGACUAUGGUAGUCAUAGAAGAGAUCUCUAAUUUCAAAGAAAAGACAGCAGUAAUAUAUUCACUAUUCUGCUUGAUUUAUUCGCUUUUGCUGAUAUCUCAUUUUUGUGCAUGUUUAUUUCAUUACUUUGCCAUUCUUGAAAUAGAUAAUGGAUACUCACACACUUGGCUGCAUCAGCAAGGAAUAUACGAAUCAGAUGCAUUUGUAAAAUACUUUACUUCGUUGUAUUGGGUAACCAUAACCUCAAUGACUGUGGGAUAUGGAGACAUAGUACCUGUGACAACACCUGAGAAAAUACUUGUAACAUUUAUGACAUUUCUAGUUGUGGGUACAUUUGGAUAUGCCUUGGGAAUGAUUUAGAGCAUAUUCUACAAAUUAGCUGAAUAACAAAAUCUUAAUAAUGCUAAACUUAGAUUAGUGAGCAAUCACAUCAAAUAGAGGGGAUUAAAUACCUAAUUGCAAUUUAGAGUUCGGAAAUAUAUUGAAUAUUAUUUGUAAUUUAAAUAAGAGGAGGAAUUAGAUUUGGAUGAAUUGAUGGGACAAUUGAAUCCAAAAUUAAAAUAGGAAGUUCAAAUAGCAAUGUAUUUCAGUUAUUUCAAGAAAUCGAAAUUGUUAGGUUCAAAUCUUUCAGAUGAAAUACUAAAAAAACUAUGUUAUUGUGUUCAUGAAAGAACCUAUGCCCCUGAAGAAUUUAUAAUCAAGAAGGAUGAUCAUCCUGAGAAACUCUACAUUGUGCUCUCAGGAAAAAUCAAAUCAGUUUUGUUGGAUAGGACAAUCAAAAGAUAUGUAAGUGGUAAAUUAGUUUGUGAAAGAGAAUUCUUCUUUUAGGAUUAGAUGCAAUUUGACAUGGUGGCCUAAACAUUUGUCUAAGUAGCUUAUAUCAAUUAAAAUGAUUUCUUGAAUAUUCUUUAGAAAGACACAAGGCAUAGUAUGAAAAACAACAACAAUCAGAUAAUUUGCGAGGCAUGUUCUAGUCAUCAUCAAUUCAAACAUUGUCCAUUAGUUUUCUUUAGGAAAAAUAAGAAUAAAGUUAUCUCAAUUUACAAUAGCAGUGUUGACCACGAAAGGCAAAUGUAUAUGAGAUAGAGAAAGAAAAGAAGGUUUAAUUCCUAAUUGGUUAAGGAAAGAGCCUUUGAAUAAUUUCUAGAGUAGAACAAAACACUUGCUGUGGUUGACAACAAGCUUCUCAUUAGAUUAGGUUUGCAAAGAAAUGAUGAAGACGAAGCAUCAUAUCCUGAUUAGACUUCAGUUCAUGCUCCUCAGUUAACUCCACAAAAUCAGUUAGAACAAAAAUUCGUUUUUAAGAAUAGGAUUACUAGGCAAGUGAGUCAUCGAUGUUUAUUUGCAGCUACAUCUUCAGGUAAUAAUGCCCAAGAAAAUUAAGAGGACAUUCAAACAUAAAUUUUUAAUUCUGAAACAAAUAUCGAUAAAGUAGAAGAAUACGAUUAUUAUUAUCCUCAUUAUAAUAUUACAAAAGUAAUUAAGUUGAUUAACAAUUAAAAUAUAUAUUCUAAAGUCUUGGAUAAGAUAAGAGGUCAUAAAAAUAGAUUUGCUCAAUAUAUUGCACGGCAGAUUAUGUAUAAAAUUUUAUGA
Paramecium tetraurelia is the source of this 1608-nucleotide messenger RNA. RefSeq lists its product as uncharacterized. Gene Ontology annotation, biological process: potassium ion transmembrane transport; regulation of membrane potential. The record is from RefSeq and is a predicted model, not a curated record. Lineage: Eukaryota; Ciliophora; Oligohymenophorea; Peniculida; Parameciidae. Gene Ontology annotation, molecular function: voltage-gated potassium channel activity. Gene Ontology annotation, cellular component: membrane. The transcript has 2 exons.